Molecule: messenger RNA, 2344 nt
Organism: Diorhabda sublineata
Lineage: Eukaryota; Metazoa; Arthropoda; Insecta; Coleoptera; Chrysomelidae
Product: beclin-1-like protein
Exons: 7
Coding region: 390-1682 (430 amino acids)
Biological process (GO): cellular response to nitrogen starvation; late endosome to vacuole transport; autophagosome assembly
Cellular component (GO): phosphatidylinositol 3-kinase complex, class III, type I; phosphatidylinositol 3-kinase complex, class III, type II; phagophore assembly site
Source: RefSeq, a predicted model, not a curated record
AAGUAAUACCUAAAAGCUUUAAUAAACAAACUAUAAUAAUAAAAUUUAAGCAAGUAAUGACAACCUUCUAUUAUUAUCUUCUUUUUUAUUUUAAUCUAUAUCAUCAGUCUUUUUAGCCAUUAAUUAAACAAAUUAUAAUUAAGUAAAUUAUUUCCGAUAUAUUCAUUAUUAAUUCCUUAAAGAUAUAUUCAAUAUAAAUUGUAAGUGAAAAGGAGUUUUUUCAAAUUAUAAUGAAAGAACAUAAAUAAUAAGUAGAUGGUUAGUUAUCAAUAAUAAAGGCCAUUACACAAAGUUGAAUUUGACGUUUACAAACAUAUGUUAAAUGUCAUAAUUGUUAUACAUAAUCGUGAAAAUAUAAGAUGUUUUCAAACAGGAAUUAAGUUAGUGAUAUGGCAGAAAAUAAAUUAUUUGUAUCUUUUGCGUGCCAAAGAUGCUCUCAAUCAUUACGUUUAGAUGAAUCUCUGUAUUCGUUUAGUGAACAUACAUCUGCUGAAUUAAAUUUACCUAUAUAUUCGAAUCCGGAAGUUGAUUUAGAAUCGCAAGCGACUAGUUUCGAUCACUACGUACCUCCGUGUAGAUUAUCAGAUUCUGGUAACGGAGCCAAUGGAUUCAUGCUCAUAUCUGAUGAAAACGAAGUUGAUUUACUCAGUCAUCAAUUUAAAGUACAAGCAACUCUAUUUGAUACACUUUCCGGAAAUUCUAAUAUUGACCAUCCACUUUGUGAUGAAUGUACUGAUAACCUUAUAAAAAUAUUGGAACAACAACUUCAGAUUGCGCAAGAAGACUAUGACGACUACAGCAGAUAUUAUAAAAUGUUGGAAAGUGAAAAAGACGAGCCGAAAUUGGCCGAUUUAGAAAAAGAAUUGAGCGAUUUGAAAGCUGAGGAAAUGAGAUUGUUGGAUGAAUUGAGUGCUUUGGAAAGAGAAGAAGAAGAAACUUUGAAUGCUAUUAAGGAACAGGAUGAUAUCGCGGAAAAAAUUUCGAAAGAAGAAGAAAGGUAUUGGAAGGAAUACACUAGGCAUAGGAGGGACUUUUUGGUUCUUGAAGAGGAAGGGAAAAGUCUGGAAUGUCACUUGAACUACAUAACCGUACAAUUGGAAAAAUUGCAACGAACGAAUGUUUUCAACGCAACUUUCCACAUUUGGCAUAAAGGCCAUUUCGGCACGAUCAAUAACUUCCGUUUAGGUCGAUUGCCUUCGGCGCCUGUCGAUUGGUCGGAAAUAAACGCCGCCUGGGGACAGACGGCGUUAUUACUAUCUUCCUUAGCGAGGAAAAUCAAUUUAACAUUCGAAAGAUUCAGAUUAGUGCCGUUCGGAAAUCAUUCGCAUAUAGUGUCUUUGGAAGAGCAGAAAGAAUUGCCAUUGUACGGUUCGGGAGGUUUUAAAUUUUUAUGGGAUACGAAAUUCGAUAGCGGCAUGGUGGCUUUCCUCGAUUGCCUCCAACAGUUCCAGGAAAAAGUGGAAACUUUGGAAAAGGGAAGCAAAUCAUUCUGUUUCCCUUAUCGAACCAACAAAGGUAAAAUAGAAGACAAAGAUGCCAGCUAUUCUAUAAAAAUUCAAUUAAAUUCUGAAGAACAGUGGACCAAAGCUCUAAAAUUCAUGCUAACUAACCUGAAAUGGGGAUUGGCGUGGGUGUCUUCGCAAUUUAAAAGUGAUGGAGAAGAAGUUCAAUCGGAUAAUUAGAAUUUGAAUGUUGUAGAUAAACGAAUUUUUUGCAAUACAAUAUUAUAAUUAUAUAAACUAUUUUUGUUAUAUAAACUAUUUAAAAUUAGAGUCUUGUGUACAUAACUUGAAGUAUGUCUUAUAUAAUUACCUACCUACCAAUUGUUAUUUUUAAAUUUAAUAAAUUUAUUUCAAUUUUUUUAUUGUUUUUUUCACACUCCUCAAAAAAUCCAUAAUUUUCCUAUAUUUUUCUUCAGAAUUCUUUGAAAGGUUGUAAUUUAGUAGUUUAUUGACACUACAACCAAAUAACUCACUUCCCCCACUAUAAUAGAUGUUCAUAGAUCCAUAAUUUUCAAGUGCUACAGACAAAUAACUCACUCUCCCCACGAUAAUCGGUGUUUGCAGAACGAUAAUUUUGUAGUACUACAGUCAAAUCACUCACUUUCUCCACAAUAAUCGAUGUUUGUAGAUCGAUACGUUUAUAGUGUUGAAACCAUAUCACUUAUCUUCACCAUAAAAUUGAUGUUUAGAAAAAGAUAUUUUACACAAUGUUAACUGAUUACAUCAAUCAAAAAAAGUAUAUUGGAGAAAAAACAAUAGUAUAUCGUAAAAAUAAAAAGUCUAGUACAAUCAGAAAUAACAGAAAAAUAUAAAUAUCUCUAUUUAAUUAGAGUUUUUCUGGA